Messenger RNA from Chiloscyllium plagiosum (whitespotted bambooshark), 2914 nucleotides. The record is from RefSeq and is a predicted model, not a curated record. Lineage: Eukaryota; Metazoa; Chordata; Chondrichthyes; Orectolobiformes; Hemiscylliidae.
AUGUUCACCGGGGGAAUGCGGGAAGCAGGCCAGGAUAUCAUUGAGUUGAAGGGUGUGUCUGCCAGGGGCCUGAAACACAUCAUUGAUUUUGCAUAUAGUGCUGAGGUAACCUUGGACCUUGACUGUAUUCAGGAUGUGCUGGGAGCUGCAGUCUUCCUGCAGAUUGUGCCUGUGGUGGAAUUGUGUGAGCAGUUCUUGAAGUCAGCUAUAAGUGUGGAGACUUGCCUUAACAUUGGGCAGAUGGCCACCACUUUCAGCCUGUCCUCUCUGAAAGAAUCAGUGGACGUUUUCACUUUUGCUCACUUCCUGCAAAUUGCUCAGGAGGAGGAUUUCCUACAGCUGCCCCUUGAAAGACUCAUCUUCUUUCUGAAAAGCAACAAACUGAAAAAUUGCAGUGAAGUUGACCUGUUCCAUGCUGCCAUCAGAUGGUUGCAGUAUGAUGAGUCUCGACGAGCCAAUGCCCACCUGGUUCUGUGUCAUAUCCGCUUUCCCCUGAUGAAGUCCUCUGAACUAGUGGACAAUGUCCAGAUGCAGGCUGUAAUGGUGGAAGAUCCUUUGUGUCGUCGCUACCUGUUAGAAGCCUUCAACUACCAGGUCCUGCCAUUCCGCCAACAUGAGAUGCAGUCAGCUCGGACCAGAAUCCGCUCAGACACUGUCUCCCUUGUUGCCUUUGGUGGCACUCCAUACACUGACAAUGAUCGGACAGUGAGCCACAAAGUCUUUGCUCUUGCUGAUGGGAAUGCACGUCAGUUCAUAGAGAGACCAGAGAUGGAGAUAGGCUGUAGUCAUGCCUGCAUUGCUGUCUUGGAUAACUUUGUAUAUGUGGUGGGAGGUCAGCAUCUGCAGUACAGGAGUGGGGAAGGAGCAGUCAGCUGGUGUUUCCGUUACGAUCCCCAUCUCAAUCACUGGCUACGGAUUCGGUCUAUGCAGGAAGGUCGCAUUCAGUUCCAACUGGAUGUGCUGCAGGGAAUGUUAUUUGCCACUGGAGGCCGUAAUCGAUCCGGGAGCCUGUCCACAGUCGAGCGUUAUUCCCCACGACGGAAUGAAUGGACAAAUGUGUGUUGCUUGAAACGGCGGACUUGGGGACAUGCGGGAACAUCCAGUGGAGGCAAACUCUAUAUCUCUGGAGGCUAUGGUAUCACCAUUGAGGAUAAGAAAUCUCUUCUCUGCUACACUCCUGAAACUGACCUCUGGGAAUUCAAAACCCCAAUGAAUGAGCCACGGGUCCUUCAUUCAAUGGUUGGAGCGAAUGGACGGAUUUACGCAAUCGGUGGCCGUAUGGACCAUGUUGACCACUGUUUUGAUGUCCUAGCAGUUGAAUAUUACAUUCCUGAAACUGAUCAGUGGACAAGUGUCAGUCCAAUGAGGACUGGCCAGUCUGAAGCUGGUUGCUGUGUGUUGCAAAGAAAGAUUUAUGUGGUGGGAGGAUAUAACUGGCACUUGAACAAUGUGACCAGUAUUGUGCAAGUUUAUAAUAUUGGCACAGAUGAGUGGGAGAGGGACCUGCAUUUCCCUGAAUCAUUGGCUGGUGUUGCCUGUGCCCCCCUUGUCCUCCCAUAGCUCAUAGGGCAAUGAUAGCAGAGACACUGCUGCAGGACAGAAUGGAGGUGCCAGGGACCUUCAGUGAUGGCUAUUCAAGUGACCUGUUUGAUUUGAAAUAUAUUUAAACUCAUCCAUUCAAACGUGUUCCAUACAGCUGUACUAAAAACCUAUGUUGAUGCUUAAAUAUUUGAAUCCUCUCCACAUGCUUCAAAUAGUGAAAGCAAAAUGAAGCAUAUCAGAAUUGCAGAUAAAAGACUCCAGCCAGCUAUCAUUCUGCAUGCAGUAUGGCCCCACCCAUCCCAAACCAUUGGUCCCAUAUGUGUAAAGUAUUCCAGUACCCCUGUUGUCAUGCAUGGAUCUAAUAAUCAAGCUUUGAUAUGAGUUUCUUGCCUUCACUGCUAAAACUGGCAACAGUAGUGCACUGAAUUGCUGAGCAUUGGAAUCUUUUGUAAAGGCAAACUCUCCCAAGAUCCAUGAGACAUUCAGGUCCAACAAUGAUUCUGUUGAAUGUGGAUUAAAAACAAAGCUGACUUUUCAUGCUCAGCAUAUGAUGAACUCUUCAAGUCAGGACAGGAGCAAAAUGCAGAUGCUGGAAAUCCUGAAUUUAAAGCAAAAUUGCUAGGAAACCAACAAGGCCAGACAGCAUCAAUGGAGGGAAACAGUUAAGGUUUCAGGUCAAAGACCUUUCAUCAGACAUGCACCGCCUUUCAAUCUUUCUUUCUGCAAUUAAGUUUAAAGUGAUUGAAUGUGAAACAUCACUGUAUUCCUAAAUGUUAUUUCUGCAUGAAGCCUCUGUGAUGAACAUCGCCUAAAGCCCCACCAUUGGUUACAGCCAUCCUCAAGAAAACAUGCUUGGACCCCAACUAUUCACAAUAUACAUGAUUUAGAUAAGGCAACUAAAUUUUGUUUCCACAUUUGCAGACAGUACAAAGCUGGGUGGGUGAACAAUGAGGAAUUUGCUUCAGUGUGAUUUGGACAAGUUGAGUGGGUAGACAGACGCAUGGUAGAUGGGUAUAAUGUGGAUAAAAUUGAACUUAUUCACUUUGGUAGCAAAAACAGGAAAGCAGAUUAUCGGAUUGUAAUAGAUUGGGAAAGGGGGAGAUGCAAUGAGACCUGGGUGUCCUUGUACAUCAGUGGCAUGCAGGAGAGUGCAGAUGCAAGUGGUACAUUGGUCUACAUAGGGAGAGAAAUUGAGUACAGGAGCAAUUGUACAUGGCCUGAGUGAGACCACACCUGGAGAAUUCUUGUACAGUUUUGGUUGCCUUAUUUUACCAACCAAUGAAUUACCGAUUUUCCUGUGACGUCACAAUUUUGUGCUAGGCCCUUGUACCUGGCCUUCAAUUUAUCCUGUUAAAAAGACAACCAAAAAUGA